Messenger RNA from Thecamonas trahens ATCC 50062, 6693 nucleotides. RefSeq lists its product as uncharacterized. The coding region runs from base 1 to 6693 and encodes 2230 amino acids. NCBI's taxonomy places the organism in Eukaryota, Apusomonadida, Apusomonadidae. The transcript has 3 exons. The record is from RefSeq and is a predicted model, not a curated record.
AUGGAGCACCGACAGCACCGGCUUGUCGCUCGCGCCGAGAUAAGGAGCACGGGAACGGCAGCGGAAGGUACCUUUGUGAAGACGCCGAUCAUUCUCUCGUCUGCGGUUGUCCCGCAAGCGUCGUCGUUUCCCGACGCGGCGGCCAUGUUCACGGCCCUCAUUGCACCGCCUGUUGCUUCCGGAUCGACCACACGCUCCACUGUCGUUCCUCUCGUCUCGCGAGUGGCGUCGAGCACGGCGUCGUGUGCGCCCAUCCCGAGCACGUCGCCGACCGACAGCGGCGAGUACUUUCCGUCGUCGCUCCCGUUUAUUGCGCUCGACCUCGAGACGUCGCUCACCACCCCGCUCACCCUCCAUCCGUCGGUUGUUGCCAAUUCGGUUGCCGCCGACAACUCGCUUGUCCGACUCACACUCGACGCUCCUGCAACGGACCCGGUGGACGUUUUCGUGAACGUGACUGCAACGACAACAUACGGCGUACUGCUGGGGUGCAGCCCCGGCGUGACGUCAAACACGACCGUGUCGACCGCUUUUUCGCCAAUGGCAGCGGCCGCAGGCGCUCACCUUUCCAUCGAUACGGCACGUGUGCCGGCCGCCAACACCACCGUCGUUCUCACAGCCGUCGUCGACCUGUACCCACGGCUGGCCAACAGGUCAACUGUCGCAACGCCGACACGCGUCGUCGUCAACACUACGCUUCACCUCGAGCCUGGUGCCCUCGUUGUCGACGCGCUGCCAAGCGCGUUGGGCGCGACGAGCGAUGGGGUCGUGUCGGCCACUGCAGUGUGGAAGGUGAUCGAGCCGCGAGCGUGGUCGAACCGGACGAGUCGGCAGCUCCAGUACGGACUCGGUGCCGCGUAUCUCCCACCGUCGCUCUACGGCGGGGCGCUUGCCGUCCCGAUCUCGCUUGCCGUCGAUGUCCCGCGCUACAUUCCCGGUCUCCCGAAGCGGCUCGGUCGCGAGAUCCCGCGGAUCCGCCAGCUCGUCGGCGCCACAUCGUAUUCGAUGGUGGCAGCGGCAGCGACGUCUGCGGGUUCUGCUUCCGGCGCGUACGGGAUUCUCGGGUUCAGCGCAGACGGAGUGAGCGCGUCGACAUCAGCCGCAGUCUCUUUGACGCUGCGGCUUCCGCCGGGAGCGACGCCUGAGAUGUGGCCAACAACUUCUGCUGCGGCAAGCGGAUCGCACUCGUCCAACGCCCGGUUUUAUGAUAUGUGGGAAUUGUCGUUCACGUCGGUGACGGCAAUUGCUGCAGCUGGUGUUGAGCUCGACAUUGCCACGGCCGGCGUCGACCCGCUCGACACGGUGCAGCUGCAGGCCGGCGUCGACGGCAACAUUGUGUCGCACGCUGCCCUGUUUGGCGCGGUAGCCAGCGCGACCACGCUCCGCCCGUCGGUCACUGGGCCGAGCUCGACUGUGGCAAUGGUGGAAAGCGCGCUUGUUCACAACACCACGCUGUGCUCGGCGUUCUCAGCUACACUCGCAGCGGUGGGCGAGGCUCUCGAGUCCGAGGUUUCGCUCCACACUCCGCUCCCAGGCAUCACGUCGUCCUUUGCCGCCCCCAUCAUCGAGACGGCGUCCAAGGCACUGGCAGCGCUAGCAGCAAGCACGUGCGCGUCUGGUGGGCACAUGACGGUGACCAAGCUGUGCAACUCGGUGAUGGCCGACGUGGCGCCGGGUGCCACGUGCAUGGGUGGCGGGAGAGCUACCCCAGAUACGAUCACCAUCCCGGUGGUCACGUCGCAUCCGUGGCGAGCCGACUCGAAGGAGACGCUGGCGCUCAACCCUGUCACAAUGUUCGACUCCGACAAAAUUGGCGUGGGUCUCUCAACAGCCGGUGCACUCGUAGCUGGUGUUAGCGUGUCUAUCGAGCUCGAGGUGGUGAUCUCUGGGCUGGGUGAGGGUGGGCCAGUGAUUGUGGCAUUGGCGUCUGGGUCCCAUGUGGUAGUCACGUUUGAGCUUGACGCGCAAGGUACGUUUGACGUCACGUUUGGGUCGCUCGACUUCCCGAUGGUCAACUCGAUCGUUGAAGUCGGGAAGCUGGGUGGAGGGAGUGGGGCGGCGAGAGCUGAGAUCGACCUCUCGACCACCGCACCACCGGCUGGCCGCGUAACCAUUGACGGUGCAGCGCUGAUCAAGGGCACGCUCGAACCUGCGCCCAACGUCGUGUGUGUGCUCGAAGUUUCGGUCCCGUCGCUCCACGCUUUCCUCAACGGCGCAGCGCCGGACACAAGUGUGACUGGUCCGUUGUGCACCAAUAAGGCCGAGCUCUGGAUGGCGCGGGACCCGGGCGCGUUGUUUGGAGCGCUCGAGCAGUUCUUGGCUGGGCUCACCUCGGAUUUGUUCAACAUUGGGGUGUGGGGUGGGGCGGACGUGGCGUUUUUGGGCAAGCUACCGUGGGAACUCAUCUCGGCUUUUUUUAACGACCUCAUGUCGGCCGACGUGGAAAAGCUGCUCAAGGUGGGCAUCUCGUCGAAGCUCGAUGCGCUGCUGGCCGAUGCAAAGCUGACGCUUGGUGACCUGGAUCAGCUCGGCCAGAUUGCGCUCGACAUCAUCACGGCUGUGCUCAACGACGUGUUCGAGCCGUACGGUCUCGUUCCCAUGGAACCACCUAACGUUCACGACAAGCAGUACGUGUGGCCAUUCCGGUUUGUGGACGUGAUCCGGCGCCAGUUGGUCGAGUCGGUGACCCAUCAGCUUGCGCACGGGCGGCCUGCAGUGGAGCUCGAGCUGGACUGCAACAUUAACCUGGUGGCUAACCUUACGUUGUCGUUCAACCUCAACGCGCGGAUGACACACGGGAUCAGCGUGACGUUCCCAGAAGAGGUGGUGGGACGAGGCGAGCUCAUGCUCGCACUUCCACCGUACCCAGCGGAAAGCUGUUCAGCAGUCGGGCGGUUUGGCGCAGGGUUUAUGGACAUUGUGAUGGACCCGCGAUACACCGGGUUUGGGGCGCAGGUCGAGGUCCUCCGGGCGCCGGCAACGGGUAGGUGGAGUUUGACUAUGGAGGCUGUGGGAGGGCUUGGUGGUGCGGGCAACAUCGGCGUUGCGUUUGGGGCAGCGGCGCACUCGAACAUUCCGCGCGUACUCAACCAGUACCCGCGGAUGGUGGGAACGUUUGUGAGCACGUUUGGGUUUUCAACGGGGAGUGGUGUUGUGACGACGGUCCCACACUCGUUCGAGGUCACGGGUUUCAAGUUUUGUCUCGGCUCGUACAUCGGCUCGCUCCUCGUCGGCGUCGUUGACAAGAUCGGGGCGUGGAUUGGGCCAAUUAAUGACCGGCUUGACAUCUUGCAGGAGAACAUCCCGAUUGCCGAGUUUCUUAUCGGGCAGCGAACCGACAUUCUCGACUUGCUUGUCGACGUGUGCUAUGCUGUCGAGUCGGACGCGCGGACGUGCGACGACCUGAAGAGCAUUGUGACAGUUGUCGAGCUGUACAUCCGGAUUGUCGACAUCCUGGCGGCUGUGAAGAAGCUGGGCACUGAAGGCAUGGAGGGAAUGUGCAACGACGACAACGGGAUGGUAAGUGGGACGCCGUUCUCGGUUGACUGGUCGACGGCUACUCCGGUUGCGGAAGGCGGAGUGGGAGAACGACUUGAAAUGGGAGAUCUUCACGGUGUGGUGUGCAGCUCGGUGACGAACUGGGGGCCAGGAGGAUCGUCGGUCAAGGCUGCAUGCCUCGAGGUGAUGGACUCAGUCGCGCUCUCGUUUCCGGCGCUCGAGGAUGGGAACUAUGGGCAGCUGUUCGUGGAGUUGGUAAUCGGGAACCCAGACGUGGUGCUUGUUCAGCUCGACAUUCCGUCGGUGGCGGCCAUGGGUGUGGUCGGUUGGCGGUUCCCGAUUUACGCGUUUCUAUUUGUUGACGUCGAGCUGGUGUGGGCCGUGUCGAUCGACACGGGUCCCAUUGUGCUCACGUCGGCCGGCCUCGUCGACGCAGUCAAGUACCACAAGCCGCUCCUCGUGCUCGAGGGCGUCGCCAUUGAGGCGCGAAACUCGGACGGCUCGCUUCACUACCCGCUCAAGGCCGCGAUCGGGAUUCGCGGCGGGCUGUUGUUUGACGUCUACUUUAUCCGGGCUGAAGCCUGGGUCGAGCUGCUGCUUGUCGGGCAAGUGCGAAUUGGAACGGUUAACGACGGUAAGUGGGUGACCGAAGGCGAGAUCAUGCGUCUGGUUGCCGCCGUCGGUGGCGAGUUCAAGAAGGUGUUCAUGGUGAGUCUCCAACUGGAAGGCGGGAUCGGUAUCUGGGUCAAGCUCUGCAUGUGGCGUCCGUUCCACACGCUCUGUUGGAACGUUGUUAACGUCGACGAAAUGUUUACGCUGUGGUCGGAGACGUGGGCGCCGCCGCCGCUAUCGCCGGUCAUGUCGUCAUCGGGGCUGCUCAACUUGGGUGCAGUGAUGGAGAGUGGGCCGAGCCGGAGUUGCAACGGCUGCGUAGUUUCUGCGGCGGCGUCGGGCCGGGCGCUCUUGUCCGUUUACGCUGACGCGUUUGGACGCGUGGCGGCGCUCGCUGGUGAGCCUGGGCUCAGUCCGGUCUCUGUCACCGGCGCGUACUUGGUGACGGCGCACCCGCUGGCAGUGUCGAGCACGGUGGGGUCGAGCAGUGCUGUGCCUGUGCCGACGACGUUUGAAGCGCACGCUGUGCCGCCAUUUAUCGAGGUUCCGCGCGGUGACGUGGCAAUUGAGGCCAACCAGGCCGAGUAUGCAACGUCGACGGCAUUCAACCUCAGCCCGUCUGGAUACAGACCGUUGUCGGCGGCGGGGCUAGGGUUUGGUGGGGCUGGCGCGUGCACCACGCUCGCAAUCUCGUCGCCGGUUGCGUUUGCGCCGCUCAACGUCGGCGGCAUUCCGUGCUCGACGUCGGUUUCGACGGUCCCGUUUUCGAACGUGGUCGUCAGUGGCGAUUGGGGCGUGUACAGCGGGCAGCCAGUUCAAGUGACCGGUUCAAUCCGGAACAUGACCAUGGCUGUGGCUGCGCCGCACAUCCACUUGUCGACGGAAGGGCUCACCGCGUCGGACGUGCUUGGUGGGGCAAGCGCUGACGCUAUGGCUGCCAACGUGUCACCAAAACUGAUGACGCUUAUGGUGGUGCCACCGUCGUUUGAGGUGUUGACGGUGGCGUCCAACCCGACGGACAGGACGGUGCGGGUGCUCGGGACGCUGUCGACGGCCAACACGUUUUUGUUCCCCGACUUUAUGGCGCUCGGCGGCGCUGUGAGUGUGGACGGGCGCGGAAGCACGGCGAUGGCGCAGAACCGGGCUAAUGUGUCCCUCUCGGCAGUUCCCGGCGAGGCGCUCACCGUCCUCCUGCGGGCCACGCUUAUCUCGUCGAAUGGAACCGUCUCGGGCACCCACCAUGUCGCCGUGGUCAACAUCCCAGUGAUGAAUCUCGACGUGACGGCCGGCGCAGGCGCGCGCGUGAACGUGUCGGUCAUGUCGGCGAUCCCAGACGCGACCCUCGUCGUCGCCGCUCGUGCCGAGGCUGGUGCGGUGGUUUCCACUGUUGUGCCUUCGUGCUCGUCGUCCGCGUCGAUCACGCUCGUGUUGUCGGGGCCGGGGACACACCACCUCACGUUCGGAUCGCAGAGCGUGAUAACUGGGCUCACGUGCCCAGUGAAGAUUGUGUGUGAGUCGGGAUGGCCCGGCGCGCCGCGGACGGCAGUGAUCACUGCAGGUGCCGACCCACGCGAGCUCCGGUUUGUGUUCUCUGGUGGAGUGGUGAGCGUGGACAACGUUGUGACUGGCGGCUCGCCAUUUGUGCUUGAGCUUGGUGGCGUCCCGGUGCUUGUUGUCGAGGCACCGGGGCGUGUGGAUGGGUCGGGCGCAGUUGUCGAGGUAGGGAAGACCGGCGGGACCGACAUAGCGUUUAUGUUUGCCAACAACGCGACGCUGAUGGAUUCUGGUGUCGCACGCGUGUAUGUCAACGACGGGUCUGUUUUUCUCGCCGGCGCAUUUUCGGCUGAGCUGUUUGGUGGGCGGCCGGGCUUUCCGCUACCAGCCAUGCCGCUCGCCGCGCUCGCAGCCCCGAUUUUCCUCGCUGUCACCGAUGGUGCAGUAUCGUCGCUGUCCGCAGAAGGUAGUAACGACUCGAACGCGCCGGAGUCACUGGGCUUUGCGUUUGGCACCUCGUGUGUGGCGCGGCUUGGGCCAGACGGCUCGCCUCUCCCGGUCGCCCCAGUCUCCGCACUCUUCGCUGCCGAGCUUGCAAUAUUGGGGUACUCGUACCGGUCGAAGUUGAACGGGUGUGCCGUUGGGUACGUCGGUGAGUUGACGUUCCACUUCGAUGCGGCCGGCGGGGGCAAGCGGACAGUGUUGGGCCAGGACGUUACAAGCGCCGGCGUCGUCAUGGCGCUGGGCAGCGGUGAGGUCACGCUCUCGUGGGCGAACACAUCGUCGUCGCUCCCCUCGUCGGUCACGACAACAACCGUACUCGAUGUGACGGCCAACCUCGGGCGGCCGCUGUCCGACAUGACGAUUGUCUCGCACAUGCCCGCCGCCGCCACAGUAUCGCUGUGGCUUGGGGACAACAGCUUGCCUCCGGUCGGCACUGCAGUCGUCGACUCGUGCACGGUUCUGUCGCCGACCGACGCCGCCGGAUCGCGCGUCAAUGUCUGCUUCGCACUCGGUGACGUCAUCGCGCUCAACCCCAGUACCAUCCCACCGUUCAACGCCUCGUUUGGUGUGUUUCAGCGUUUGUGA